Molecule: messenger RNA, 854 nt
Organism: Toxorhynchites rutilus septentrionalis
Lineage: Eukaryota; Metazoa; Arthropoda; Insecta; Diptera; Culicidae
Product: NADH-ubiquinone oxidoreductase subunit 8-like
Exons: 3
Coding region: 124-768 (214 amino acids)
Biological process (GO): mitochondrial respiratory chain complex I assembly; mitochondrial electron transport, NADH to ubiquinone
Cellular component (GO): membrane
Molecular function (GO): 4 iron, 4 sulfur cluster binding; NADH dehydrogenase activity
Source: RefSeq, a predicted model, not a curated record
UUCCAAACUUACAUAAUAACGAAAAGAGAAAUGUCAAAAUCGUCCUGAUUGAUACAGAAGAAAAUAUUGUGCAGUCGCAAAAGUUUUCUACCGAAUUUCGCAACUAUAAAAUACGGUACAGGAAUGUCGCUGGUCAGGAUAUUUUCCCUUACAAAACAUAGCAUCCGUGCUCCUCCUGCGCUGCUUCCAUUUCGCUCGUUCAGCAGUGCUCCGAAGCCCUCAGCCGUCGAUACAAGCGAAUUCUAUUAUGUGAACAAUGAGGAAAAAAGUAUGGAGAUGAAUGAGAUUACGGAUCGCGCUGCACAGACCAUUUUCUGGACGGAGUUGAUGCGUGGUGCAGCUGUUACUCUGGCGCAUAUCUUCAAGGAACCGGCCACCAUCAAUUACCCCUUUGAAAAGGGUCCCUUGAGUCCACGGUUUCGCGGAGAGCAUGCUUUGCGUCGGUACCCGAGUGGGGAGGAACGGUGCAUUGCCUGUAAGCUGUGUGAGGCAAUCUGUCCAGCCCAGGCUAUCACAAUCGAGGCGGAGGAACGAGCCGAUGGAAGCAGGAGGACGACCCGCUAUGACAUCGACAUGACCAAGUGUAUCUACUGCGGUUUUUGCCAGGAGGCUUGUCCUGUUGAUGCCAUCGUUGAAGGGCCAAACUUUGAGUUCUCAACGGAGACACAUGAGGAACUAUUGUAUAACAAAGAAAAGCUUUUGAGUAAUGGUGAUAAAUGGGAGUCUGAGAUUGCGUCAAACAUUAAUGCGGAUUAUUUGUAUCGUUAAUGUUAACACGUACUGAGCAGUCAUGUUGUACGCAAUAUUCAGCAAACAGAUAAAAAGUGAAUAAAUAGAGUUAUACAAAUAAAAAA